CACACAUCAGCAUGGGACGCUGCCUCGCGCCCCAACAAUGGAGUGGCUCAUACCAUCAUCGCUGAUUGUUGCGGGGACAUUCUUCCCAAACAAACCAAACGCAACUCCGCUUUUUUAGUCGUGAAAGCCUCGUCGCUCCGGAAUAAACCCCCCCAAAAAGGGAUCAAGUUGAAAUAUUUGCCGUCAGUUGACUUGGAAAACAUUUAAUCUCAGCUUUGUCAAGAUCUAUUCAAAGAAACCCUUUGCAGAAAAAAGAAAAAAGUGGCUGGAUUGUUCUGCGCCGCUGCCGCCUCCUCCAGCAGGAGCGCAUUUGAUAUCAGAGACGGUGCAGCCAUGGAUCUGACCCGGGGAUUUAAACGCUUGGAUUCAGUGGCGCGCUGUGCGUCUCUGUGAGGAUGGAAAGGAAAUAACCGGGAUUUUAACCAACAUACCAGGCAGUGUUGCAGCAAAAGGAUGCCGCUGGUUAAGCGCACCAUCGAGCCCAGGCACUUGUGCCACACGGUACUGCCUAGGAACAUCAAGAAUGAGCUGGAAUGUGUGACCAACAUCUCCUUGGCCAGUGUCAUUCGCCAGCUCAGCAGCCUCAGUAAAUAUGCAGAGGACCUUUUUGGAGAGCUGUUCAAUGAAGCCCACUCCUUCUCUUUCCGGGUCAACUCCCUGCAGGAGAGGGUGGACCGACUCUCCAUCAGCGUCACGCAACUGGACCCCAAAGAAGAAGAAUUGUCUCUUCAGGACAUCACCAUGAGGAAGGCCUUCAGGAGUUCUACCAUUCAGGACCAGCAGCUGUUUGACCGCUCAUCCCUCCCCGUCCCUCUGCAGGAAAGCCUCCAGACCUGCGAGGAGCCGCCUCCUCUCAACAUCCUCACGCCCUACAGAGAUGAUGGCAAAGAAGGCCUAAAGUUCUACACGGAUCCAUCAUACUUUUUUGACCUGUGGAGGGAAAAGAUGCUGCAGGACACGGAGGACAAGAGGAAGGAGAGACGGAAGCAGAAGCUGGAAAUGCCAUAUCUUCUGUGUCCCAAGAGUCUUAUAAGAGUCCUCUCUGAAACCCCUCCUCCUUUCCUUACUCCCCCAGAGUUGCAGGACCCCCGCAUGUAUGAUCAGGUCUAUAGGUACUUAGACCUUCCAGGGCAGCUGAAGGCGAUUGACCGUCCACCCGAGCCGGAGAAGGUGCCGCGACAGCCUCACGAUCGAAAGAAAGAGUGGCAGAAGCUGGCACUGGGGGCAGAGCUCGCCCAGGACAUACCAGAGGACAAACACAGGGAGCCCAACGGGUCCACUGGUUACCACGACAGCAGAGCUGCCUUGUACGUGGAGCAGCUGGACGGGCCCUUCUCGCUGGGAGCGCUGCCCUACACGCAGAUGAACGAACUGCUGAACCGCACUGGAGACAGAAUGUAUUCCCGACCCCACGACCCUCCGCCACCGCCUCCUCCUGGGCACCCGCUGGGCGAAAUCAAACCACCCUCUGUGAUCAGCUCCAGUUCAGGUUUCUCAGACAGCAGACCUCAAUCUCCAGCAAGGACAGCAGGCCUCAACUCCAGCACUCCUCCACCGCCACCACCCCCUCUCCCACCUCCUCCUCCACCCCUGCCCUCAUCGGGCCUGCGAGGCACUGCUCCUCCUCCUAUUCCUCCUCUGCCAGUCCAGCAUCAGCCUCCAGCAAUCCCUCCUCCCCCUGCUCCGCUUCAGAUCGCGCCCGGGGUGCUCCACCCGGCCCCACCACCUGUCGCGCCUCCACUCCACUCCUUGUCUCCAGCCCGACUCCAGCAUGUCCACGAAAAGGGCCAAUACAGUGGCUCUGGGACCCAAUCAGAUGGUACCAUCUUACCCCCUCCCCCACCACCACCUCCACUCCCUCUUCCUGGAGUGCGAAGUUCAUCACCCUGUCCCUCAGGCCCGCCACCUGUGCCGGCUUUCCCCUCAGCAGGAGCCAUGGCUUCCCCACCUCCUCAUGCCAUGCAUGAUGUGGCUACCAAGAGGCACUAUUCAUCCAAUCUGCCACCAAUCAGCGACGCACGCAGCGUACUCUUGGAAGCAAUCAGGAAAGGAAUCCAGCUGCGAAAAGUGGAAGAGCAGCGAGAACAAGAGGCUAAGCAUGAGCGAGUCGGGAACGACGUGGCCACCAUCCUCUCACGGCGAAUUGCUGUGGAGUACUCUGACUCGGAGGAUGAGUCGGAGUUUGAUGAAGGGGAUUGGAUGGAAUGAUAGAGGGCAUUGGG
Messenger RNA from Cyprinodon variegatus (sheepshead minnow), 2222 nucleotides. It is a transcript of the gene wasf1, whose product is annotated as WAS protein family member 1. The transcript has 11 exons. The record is from RefSeq and is a predicted model, not a curated record. Gene Ontology annotation, cellular component: cytoskeleton. Bases 454 to 2208 code for a protein of 584 amino acids. Lineage: Eukaryota; Metazoa; Chordata; Actinopteri; Cyprinodontiformes; Cyprinodontidae. Gene Ontology annotation, biological process: positive regulation of Arp2/3 complex-mediated actin nucleation; actin cytoskeleton organization. Gene Ontology annotation, molecular function: actin binding; Arp2/3 complex binding; protein kinase A regulatory subunit binding.